AUGGACGAGCUUGUCUUCAUCAUCUCUGGAACUUGCAUCAAAAUUGGAUGCUGCCUCCAAAGAAGUAGAGGCUGCUCGGUCAACCAUAGAGGAUCUCAAAUGCCGUUUGGACCAGGCGCUGGAGGACAAAGAAUUCUAUCGACAAAAGUCAGCCACUUUAGAAAUUCGAGAAAUGACCAGUCACAAAAGAUGAGCGAACCGGACUAUAAGAAGCUCUUUGAACAAGAGCAGCGACGACGCGAAGAAGCAGAGCGUGCUCGAGAGGAGGCACGACAAGCGCAAAUCGAGGAGCAACGACGACGCGAACAGGCAGAACAAGCACAACUCGAGGAACAACAGCGACGCGAAGAUGAACAGCGUAGACGGGAGGAAGCUGAGUUGAGAAUCCAAAGAACGACACUUCCUGAAUUUCUCCAUACCUGUCACCUCCAUCUGUGUCUGGGAUUCACGGUCCAGACUGAUGCCUCACGUUCCACACAAGGCAAUCCUGACAAUGCCCAGCACAAACUCCGCCCACGCCAUAACUGCAUCUGGCCUACAUUUCGAAGGUCAGGAUUUUUUCAGACGCGUCGCUUCAAGACCAUAAACACACUAGAAGAGCUAGGGCAGUCUCGUCUGACAGUGGAGGAUCCGGUCUCUGAGAUCGUCGCUGCCAUUGCGGAUGAUCACGAACUUCGAUCUUCGUUGGGUCUCAAAGGCUCGGUGAGCUUCGAGAAUCAUGGAAACACCUUGAGCCCCGACAGUCAAAUCAAACAGGCUGUUCAGGCCAUAGACAUCUCCGACGCGCAACGGCGGUCGGCCAGGCUUCAGUCACAGCACCAUCCAUCUCAUUCAAUCGUGCCCUCUGCUGACACUGACCCAGCCGCACUAAGAUCAUCCCGGCCUCGCGCCGACCAGUUUUGCGUCUAUCACGUCGGCUCGGGGGAACAGUCGUACCGCCAGCCGGCAUUGAUCAUUGAGUAUAAAGCGCCACACAAGGUUUCACUAGCAUGCAUCUGCGCUGGCUUGCAAGAGAUGGACUUGGAUGAUGUGGUGCAGGUGAAGGACACAGAAGGCGUGGAAGCGAAGCUGCAGCGGUUGGUGGCUGCCAUUAUCGUCCAAGCGUUUUCCUACAUGAUCCAGAUCGGGGUCGAGUACGGUUGCGUCUGCACUGGCGAAGCCUAUAUCUAUCUCCGAGUGCUUGACGAUCCUGGCACCGUCUACUAUCACCUCUCAGUACCCAAGCAUGAUAUUGGUGUGGAUACUGGCUGGACGCCAGCACUCGACCAGCCCAAUCGCCUGCAUAUGACUGCUGUUGGACGCAUGCUAGCGUUGACGCUGAUGGCGAUCCAGACGACACCGCGGAGCCAGAAGUGGAAGAGCGACGCGCGCACCUCGCUCGAGCCUUGGGAGGUCACGUACGAGGAGCUACUGGACCAGGUGCCAACCCCAGAACGCCUCACGUCGGACUACAUCCCCCCAUCAUGCACGAUUCAGCUCAGACAUUCCCCGAUUCAACUGCGGAAGAGGUCGCUACGCGCCGCGGGGUCCUGCAGUCCCCUACAGCCGCAAGAACGGAGCAGUAGUGACACCGAACCAGAGCCGGACACCCCUGUGCCUUCUACGCGACGGCCUGCAUCAUGCCGAGCGAAGCAAGAGAGAACCCCCAGGACACAGCGAAUAACGCGACGCACUGGUGGCUCCGGCGAAGGCAAGAAGCGGCAAUACUGCACCCCGAAAUGUCUGCGAGGCCUCAACGUGCGAGGGCCUCUGGACCACGAAUGUCCGAAUGUCAAGGCACAUGGAAGGCGGAAUCACCGGAUCGGCCGAUCAGGCUUUCUUCGUCUCAUGCACAAGCAGCUGUCGAGAGAUCUGGAUCAUGACGUGGAGUGCGUACGUAUUCAUGGCUCUCGUGGCGUCUUGUUCCGAGUCUGCCUCACGUCUCAUGGAUACACCGUCGCCGCCAAGGGUACAACGGCUGGAUUUGUGUCAUAUCUCAGACAUGAGGCCGCUGUCUAUGGUCGCCUGCGUUCGAUCCAAGGGGAGCAUGUGCCGGUGCACCUUGGGAACAUCGAUCUCACGCACCCUUAUAACUAUGACGGGAUCGCCGAGCUGACGCACAUGAUGUUCAUGAGCUUCGGUGGCGUGAAGAUCUCGCGAGAGAUCCUUGCAAGACACUCAGCCGAGAUUCGCGCCCAGGUGGAACGAGCGACCUGUUCCAUCCAUCAGCACGGGGUGCUUCAUCGCGACCUGGAGCUGCGAAACGUCCUGUGGUGCCCAGCCGAGCGACGAGUGGCCAUCAUUGACUUUGAGCGGGCGCGUAUGCCGGAGGUCAGGUCGCCUCUCGGCGAAGUAUCUCCAAACCGAAAGCGGAAGAGACAGACAGAGAAGCCACCGACGAGUAGGAACUCCGAGGCCACAGCGUUCAUUCAAGAGAGGCUCCACGUACUCAAGGUUUUAGGCGCAACAUGA
Molecule: messenger RNA, 2451 nt
Organism: Pseudovirgaria hyperparasitica
Lineage: Eukaryota; Fungi; Ascomycota; Dothideomycetes; Acrospermales; Acrospermaceae
Exons: 4
Coding region: 1-2451 (816 amino acids)
Source: RefSeq, a predicted model, not a curated record